This is a messenger RNA of Phytophthora infestans T30-4, 2617 nucleotides long. Its product is annotated as sulfatase-like protein. The record is from RefSeq and is a predicted model, not a curated record. The transcript has 2 exons. The coding region runs from base 1 to 2583 and encodes 860 amino acids. NCBI's taxonomy places the organism in Eukaryota, Oomycota, Peronosporomycetes, Peronosporales, Peronosporaceae.
AUGGAGCGGCAGAUGGGAUCACGAAGUGGCCACGCGAUGGAAUCCCAGCGCUUGGUCAGAGCUGGUACGCCCACCCUGCGUCGCCUUCCGUCCCCUCCUGAUGUCGACGACGAACUUGAUCACGAUCUCAGCGAUACCCCGAAGAAGUCGACAACGCGACGGAGGAGAUUUCCCACAGAGCUGGUUCAGAUCGCUGACGUGAUCGCUCUCCCGUGGUUUGGAUGGUUUUUCGUCUACGCCUUCACACUCUUCUGCUUCUCCGUGAGUCGAGGCGUCGUCCUCAAGUCACUAGCGACGAUGUACGGCAGUCCUCGAGACUAUACCGCAAGUUUCAAGGCUGCCGCACUGGGUCUUGGCACCUUGGAGGACUUCGUCUGCACGACCUACUUAGCGUGUGCGCUGUGGCUGUUCGACACCUUAAAACUCACGGCCAUCGAGCGCUUCAGCUCUCAAGUCCACGCGUUGGUCGUGCGAGUCGUCGGGAACAUCGCAACGUUCACAGUGUCGUGGAUCCUCUUCGUCCUUGUGGUGGCACCGUUUGCAGCCGACAUGCUGCUGGUGCUCAACCGCGAUAUGCGAUUCACGCUGGACCUCGUGGCCACUCUAAUCCGAGAAAGACACCAUCUCGGCCACGCCCCGAUAUCGAGCGAGGAGUUCCAGCGAGCCUACACAGUGGGAGGUCUGCUGGUCACUGCGGCGACGGUUUUUGCGCUGAUCCGGACCUGGGCUGGCUGGGCCGACUUGACUCUCUGGAACCCGACACACAUGGUAGUACUCUCUGGGGAGCGCGCGGUAACAGGGAAGGUCUUCAAACGUGCAAAAUACAAAGAGCUCGCUCUAGAAGAAGGUCAAGAAGGCGCCACUGUGCAAGAGGAGCAGUUGUCUUCUGUGACCGACAGCCAACCGUACGGAAAAGUCCUUUUCAACCGUGUGAUCCAGGCCACUGCACUUCUAGUUGCUCUCGUCGUUGCGCCAAUGAUUGUGGUGGCUGUGCGUUGCGCCAGCUCACCGCUGGUGGCGUACUCGGCGUUGAACGCGACUCUGAACGAGCUUUUCGGCCACGCUUUACAGCCGGGAGCCACCGAGUCGACGUUCUCGAAUGAUAGCGACCUGCCUUGGAUGGAGAUGUACAUCCACCCGACAGAGAGACACAAACUGUACGGCAACGACUCGCUGUACCGCCGCACCACGGGGUUCCGCGGAGACCUCGCUUUCGACGUCGACAUCUCGAAGGACAAUCCGCCCAACGUCCUCGUUCUGGGCGUCGAGUCUUUCCGCUUCCGGGAUUCACGGUACUUUGUCGGAGAGAACGACCCGUCCAACGUGUUCAAGGGCACGCAACUCACUGUUACGCCGAACUUCGACAGGUGGGCGAAGCGUGGCGUGGCUAUCCGCAAUCUCUGGACGAGCAACCCGACUAGUCGAUCUCUAGAGAGCGCGUUAUUCGCCCAGAUCCCGUACGACAGCGCCGUGAAGACUGGAAUCACUGGCGGCAGGGAGGACACAGAGCUGUCUGGCGUGCCGCAGCUCUUCUUGUCCAAGGGAUACGAGACCUACUUCACUACUGGCUCUUCUAUCGACCUCGACAACUGGAACGUCUUCCUCCCUUCACACGGCUACGAGACUGUGUGGGACAACAACAAGAUCAAGGAGCUGGCGGAAAACCAUCUGAAUAUUUCCCACGAAGACUGGAAUGGCGUCGCCCGCCGAGGCUUCCAAUGGGGCGCCCAUGACGACGUGAGUUUCCAGAUUCUCGGAGAUCUACUCGUCAACAAGACACGCAACCAAACGGAGCAGGUGUGGAACGGGAAAAAGAAGACGCCGCUGUUUAUCACGCACUACACGAUCACCAGUCACUCCCCUUACAACUCUGUACCAAAGUGGUACAAUGACUCGAAGAAACCAGACUUCUCGGCUCUCUACGAAGGAGAAAAACACGCCAGUCUGAUCAAACCGUACCUCGAAGCUCGAUACUUCACCGACGUGGAGCUAGGAAAGUUCUUGGACCGCAUGGAUCAAGAGGGUGUUCUAGACAAUACCAUUGUAGUAAUCUACGGCGAUCACGGACAGGCUCCUGAAGGUGACAUCAUCUACACCGAAGAAGAGUCCCUGACGCGAGUGCCGUGCCUCAUUCUAGCAGAAGGGCGACUAGGAAAAUAUGCGGGACUCAAGCUGGAAGACGCCGCGGAGCACUACGACAUUCUCAACACUCUAGCAGAUAUCACAGGGCUUCCUGAAGGAGGGUUCGUUCAAAAUGGCGUCGGCCGCUCACUCAAGCGUAAGGUCACGUUCGGCGAGCGUGCGGUCUUCAGCAAUGUCCCUGGCCACAAGAUGUCCGUAGUGCGUGGUCACUACCGUCUGCGCUACGACGGUAUCACUGACGCAAUGUUCCUGCACAACACCGAGACGGACCAUUGGAUGAACGAGGAUUUACUCCCGGAGCUCCCACCUGAAAAGCUGGCCGAAUGGGAGACCUGGCGCGAUAAUGGACGUCGGAUCUCCGCGUACUAUACAAAGCGGUGGGACGAAAACUGCUUGCUUGCUGUCAAUUGCACUGCAGAACAUUAUGAAGAACACCCGUAGACGAUGACAUGAAAAUAUAUAGUUUCCUUCCCUU